UAUAAAGGCGGGCGGGCUCGACUGCAAGCCCCACUAGCCAGUGUCAGCCUCUCGGCGGCGGGAGGCGGCGGCGGAGGAGGAGCAGGGGGAGGGCUGUCAAAUUCGGGAGCCAGAUUUUUUCCCCUUCCCCUGGCAAUCCCUUCCGCUUCCCCGGCUCCUGGCGUGACAUCUGCGGACCAGGGACCUGUAUGUGUGUGAGCGCGAAGGAGCGGAAGAAUGGCAGUGCUCAAACUCACCGACCAGCCACCCCUGGUCCAGGCCAUCUUCAGCGGCGACCCAGAGGAGAUACGGAUGCUCAUCCACAAAACGGAGGAUGUGAAUGCUCUGGAUGCUGAGAAGCGAACUCCCCUUCAUGUGGCCGCAUUUCUGGGAGAUGCAGAGAUUAUUGAACUCCUGAUUCUUUCAGGAGCUCGUGUGAAUGCCAAGGACAACAUGUGGCUGACCCCACUGCACCGGGCUGUUGCCUCCAGAAGUGAAGAAGCCGUGCAAGUAUUGAUCAAGCACUCGGCUGACGUCAAUGCAAGGGACAAGAACUGGCAGACCCCCCUGCACGUGGCAGCAGCCAACAAGGCUGUCAAGUGUGCGGAAGUGAUCAUUCCCCUGCUGAGCAGCGUCAACGUCUCCGACCGAGGGGGCCGCACAGCCUUGCACCACGCCGCGCUGAAUGGCCAUGUGGAGAUGGUCAAUUUACUCUUGGCCAAAGGGGCAAACAUCAAUGCAUUUGACAAGAAGGACCGGCGUGCUCUGCACUGGGCAGCGUAUAUGGGCCACCUGGACGUUGUGGCAUUGCUCAUUAACCACGGCGCAGAAGUCACGUGUAAGGAUAAGAAGGGUUACACCCCCCUGCAUGCUGCAGCCUCCAACGGACAGAUCAGUGUUGUCAAGCAUCUCCUGAAUCUGGGGGUGGAGAUCGAUGAAAUCAACGUCUACGGAAACACGGCUCUCCACCUGGCCUGCUACAACGGGCAGGACGCUGUGGUGAACGAGCUGACGGACUACGGUGCUAACGUGAACCAGCCCAACAACAGCGGCUUCACCCCUUUGCAUUUUGCUGCUGCCUCCACACACGGUGCUUUGUGUCUUGAGCUGCUCGUAAACAACGGGGCAGAUGUUAACAUCCAGAGUAAAGAUGGCAAAAGCCCACUACACAUGACAGCGGUCCACGGAAGGUUCACGCGGUCCCAAACCCUCAUUCAGAACGGAGGUGAAAUUGACUGUGUGGAUAAGGAUGGCAACACUCCCCUCCACGUGGCUGCCAGAUACGGUCAUGAGCUUUUGAUUAACACCCUAAUAACCAGCGGAGCUGACACAGCCAAGUGUGGAAUCCAUAGCAUGUUCCCCUUACACUUAGCUGCCCUAAAUGCUCACUCUGACUGCUGCAGAAAGUUGUUAUCAUCGGGACAAAAGUAUAGCAUAGUGUCCUUGUUUAGUAAUGAGCACGUGCUGUCUGCAGGCUUUGAAAUAGACACCCCAGAUAAGUUUGGAAGAACGUGCCUUCACGCUGCUGCUGCAGGAGGUAACGUGGAAUGUAUAAAACUCUUGCAGAGCAGUGGAGCGGAUUUCCAGAAAAAGGACAAGUGUGGGAGGACCCCUUUGCACUAUGCAGCUGCAAAUUGUCAUUUCCAUUGUAUUGAGACAUUAGUGACCACAGGGGCCAGCGUUAAUGAAACAGACGACUGGGGACGGACAGCUUUGCACUAUGCUGCUGCUUCAGACAUGGAUAGAAAAAGUAAGACAUCCUUAGGAAACGCCCAUGAAAAUUCUGAAGAACUUGAAAGAGCCAGAGAAGAAAAAGAAAAGGAAGCUGCACUAUGUCUAGAGUUUCUGCUUCAAAAUGAUGCAAAUCCAUCUAUCCGGGACAAGGAAGGUUACAAUAGCAUACAUUACGCAGCUGCCUAUGGCCACAGACAAUGUCUGGAACUGCUUCUGGAAAGAACCAACAGUGGUUUUGAAGAAUCAGAUUCCGGUGCUACGAAGAGUCCGCUCCACUUAGCCGCCUACAACGGGCACCAUCAAGCCUUGGAAGUCCUUCUGCAGUCGCUGGUGGACCUGGACAUCAGGGAUGAGAAAGGCCGCACUGCUCUGGAUCUGGCGGCCUUUAAGGGUCACACAGAAUGUGUGGAAGCACUUAUCAACCAGGGCGCAUCCAUCUUCGUGAAAGACAAUGUAACCAAAAGAACCCCACUUCAUGCCUCAGUAAUUAAUGGUCACACACUGUGUUUGCGGCUGUUGCUAGAAAUCGCAGACAACCCAGAAGCGGUGGACGUGAAAGAUGCCAAAGGACAAACCCCACUGAUGCUUGCGGUGGCAUAUGGACAUAUUGAUGCUGUCUCAUUGUUACUUGAAAAAGAAGCGAAUGUGGAUGCCGUCGACGUCAUGGGGUGCACAGCCUUGCACAGAGGGAUUAUGACAGGACACGAGGAAUGCGUGCAAAUGCUGCUGGAACAAGAAGUGUCAAUUCUCUGCAAAGACUCCAGAGGAAGGACACCCUUGCAUUACGCAGCUGCUCGUGGCCACGCCACGUGGCUGAGUGAGCUGCUCCAGAUGGCGCUUUCGGAGGAAGACUGUUCUUUCAAAGAUAACCAAGGCUACACGCCACUGCACUGGGCUUGUUAUAAUGGUAAUGAAAACUGUAUAGAGGUACUUUUGGAGCAAAAAUGUUUUCGCACAUUUAGCGGCAAUCCCUUCACUCCACUGCACUGUGCAAUAAUAAAUGAUCAUGAGAGUUGUGCAUCGUUGCUACUUGGGGCCAUAGACUCCAGUAUUGUCAAUUGCAGAGACGACAGAGGCAGGACACCGCUUCACGCGGCAGCAUUCGCUGAUCACGUGGAGUGCCUGCAGCUCCUCCUGAGACACAGCGCGCAAGUGAACGCGGCGGACGAUUCGGGGAGAACAGCGCUGAUGAUGGCUGCGGAGAAUGGGCAGGCGGGUGCCGUGGACGUUCUGGUGAACGUUGCCCAGGCAGAUCUGUCUGUAAAGGACAAGGACUUGAACACACCCUUGCAUUUGGCUUGUAGUAAAGGUCAUGAAAAAUGUGCCUUGUUAAUACUUGACAAGAUACAAGAUGAGAGCCUUAUUAACGCAAAAAAUAGUGCACUGCAGACACCCCUCCAUGUUGCUGCGCGCAAUGGCUUGAAGGUCGUGGUUAAAGAGCUGCUGGCCAAAGGGGCUUGUGUCCUCGCUGUGGACGAGAACGGUAUUGGAAUUAGCAGCUCAUGCCUAUUGCUCAGAAGUCAUACCCCGGCCCUGGCUUGUGCUCCUAACAAAGACGUGGCUGACUGCCUGGCCCUCAUUUUGGCUACCAUGAUGCCUUUUUCUCCUUCCAGUACAAUGACGGCUGUCAACUUCGUUUGUUUUAAAAAAGACAAUUUGAACAGGACGACCCUCUCCAAUCUGGGUAGCAUGGUUAGCCUGUGCAGUAACAACGUAGGCUCGGAGGAUGGGUACAAUGAAAAUGAUUCUGACUCGGAAACGUUUUGACUGCGGACUGUAGAAGUUUUUCUUGAUCAACCAUGUUGAAGAAAGGGAAAGAAGCUUGAAUUCCAGGUUUAUGUUGUGUUAUGUAUUAUGGGCCCGAGCUAGCAGAAGCCAGUAGAGAAGGAAUCAAUCAAACUGAGAGAGAGGAGCUAGGCAGUAGGAUAAAGCACUCACACACAUGGGCCCCAGUUUUGAUUUGUUUCAUGUUUUCCUUAGAUCUGAGAUACUUCUGUGAAAGUCUACCUCUAGUUUUAAGUAAGGAAUAAAGAAAUGCAUUUAAUUCUUUUUCUUUGAGGAUGAGAGGGAACUGUUGUUCUCUUGAAGUGUGUUUUUUUUUUCUUUUCAUUAUCUCACUUGGCCAUGAGUUCUCAGAAGUAUAUCAAUGUGACAUUCAUGUCCCCAGGGAGGGGAAAGAAGGGGGAGACAGGAAAUGCCUCCAACCUCUCCUCACUUUGAUGUUUACUUCCUCACUAGAAGCCAAAGGUAAAAGUGUUUAGCUUCAGAAAUAAUGCCUGUAAUAAUCUUUUCAAGGGAGUGAAACAAAUUUUUUCAAUUAACCUAUGUCCUCUCUAUAGUAACCACUUAAAUAUCCAGAACUUCUUUCUGAGGAUGUUUGUUCAAGUUGCCAGGUGAAGGUGGGAAAUUUGUUGAAAACUGAACUUGCUUUUUUUCAUUGAACACAAAUAUGAUGCCCACUGCUCCUCAUAGCAAGCCGGUGACUUAGUCUCACCUGUCGAUUGAAUCCAAAUCGAAUAACCUUUCAAGUGAAAAUUAUAUUGCACCAAAACUUUGAGACAUAUGCAAGUUUAAUAUGGAACUAUCCUUUACUGAUUCGCCCUUAAAUCAAAAUAGUAACUUUUAAACAAAUACUAGGACCAUCAGCAUUGUUCAUCAAUAGUAAAAUGUUCAAUGAGCGUCUCAGUCAAGGUUAUGCCAAGGGAGUGAAAGCGUGAUUGCAAAAGGGAACGAAGGAAGUAGAAGCAGGUGGUCGAAAUGGGUGAUGUGGAAAUUAAAGCCAGUUGAUAGUUGCUUGAUGAUGAAAUCAGCAUAGUGAAUACUGUAUCUGCUCCCUCUGCCAAAGCUUCUAGGUCAAAUGGACCCCGUUCCACACCUGGAAUAGCUGUACAAAAAGAAGAAUGAGACUCUUUAAAAAUUAUGCACAUACACAUGCGCUCAUAUAUGUAUGUAUAUAUAUAUAUAUAUGUCUGUAUUUCAUCGACCAGCUAUCCACGAGGACCAAAAUGCUUCAGUCUAAAAUGGAAGAUUUAAAUUGUUUUUCUUCAAAGUGAAAGUGAGAACUGAAGUAGCUUUUCUAUGUAGUUAAAAUGUAAUCGUUUUUUGCAUAAUAGUCCAAUGUAUUUUAUAUUUCUUAUGACAGAGAUUUCUAGUUGAUGGCUUAACAUUUGUAACUGCUAAUGUGUUGACCGCAGCUUUUUUUUUUUUUUGGCCAGACUAGAAAAAAUGUUCAUACACUUUUGAUGUAAAUGUGUUUAUAUUUAUUUGACAUGAAACAAAUGCCGAGAAAACAUCCUUUCUUCUCUCAUAUCAUUGCUCUGUGUCUCACUUGGAAUAACAAAAAAAAGCAGAAAAGCACACAGGGCCCUCCCUGGGCUAGCCAGCAGUGCUGGGGCCAAGCGCAGCAUUUCCACCGCUGAGGUUUCCCGCCCAUCCUCAGCAUCUCUCCCAUUGACUGCAGAGGGGUACCACGUCCAUCGCUCAUCCCCAGUGUGUGGCCAGCUUAGAGCUUAGAAGACGUUGGAGUCCUUAUGUUCUUCUGCCAGGUGAAACCUGAAGCGCACAGUAGAUCAUAUGCACAGAGGUGGACCGAGAAAGGUACAGAAAUUAUCCUAAAUACACUGAAAUCCCGCAGGGUCCCAGGACCCUAAUGGGAAACUCUAUCAGUGUGUGGGCACGGGCACCGAGACAAGUAAAAAUCACCAGCUCAAGUGCUAUUUUCCACGUGAGGAAGACACAGAAGAAAAUGUUGCGUUGGGGCAGCACUCUCUGACCACUUUAUAACUGGUUUCUUUUUCACCCUGGAAAUUUCAGCUUCAUAGUGUAUGUGAGAUAUUUUUAAAACAGUGUUCUAUCAUAUCUGGAUCAAAUACAGAUACUGUAUUAUAUUUUUCAUCUAAUUGUAAAAAACUUUAAUCUUACUCUUUUAAUAUCCUGGAUUUAAUUAAAAACGCACGCUGGGUUCUUCACAAAUGCAAACUGAUUCAGAGGACUUAUACCAUUGGUAUUAAUUUUACUGAAAAUUUUUAGUGCCACCAACAUUGUGUCUUUAAUUUCCCUCCUUCCUCUGUCCUUCCUCUUUGUUUAGAGAUGAAUUUUUUAACGUAGAUAAAUCGCUAAUGAGCAAUAAUGACUUUGUCAUUACCAAAACACUGAAAAUGAGAACGAUCCAACAUUGAAAAGCAUGAUAUACUGCGGUGUCUUUUUCUAGAAGUGAAUGGAAAUCUUGCUCAGUCGGCAUUGAAAGCAGGAGAAGAAAUAGCUGCUUGAAUGGUGAAGCAGCAUUAACAUUUUCCCGUAGAGCCUCCCAGAGAACAAGGAACGUUGCGGCAGAGCGGUGCCCUGCGACAUUAUCUCCAUGGAGCUGCAUUUUGACUUUCCCCUCCCUUACUGAUAGAAAGGAGGAGGACAAAGGAGCAAAAGGAAAUCCUGCUUGCUGCCAACCGUUCAUUAAAGCAAUCUCUCCUCUUUCUCUCGCCCCCCAAGACUAAUUUUUUUUCCUUUAAGAAAUGACUUUAAAAACUCUGAGUUCUGCGUUUGUCAGGUACAUCUCUUAGAAAUGAAAUUAGAUUUGCACAUAGCUUUUGAAAGAAAAAAAAAACACAAAACAUGCUUUUCGUUGUGUCUUAGUUGCUUAGUGCUUUUACCUAAAUGUGUUAUUUUUGGACUGUAUUUUAACCACAGCCACAGGGAUCAUGUUUCAUUGCACUUAACCUGUUUGCCAGUGUCUGCCUAUCCUUGGUAAAUACAUUACCAUCUCCAAAUUGCCUAAAAUCUGCUCUGAUUCUACAGUAAAUAGCUCAGGGGAUUUCUAUUUAUCACUACUAAAAGGGCACCAUAGUAUGUUUUGGUACUUUAGUCAGUAAACAGCUGCUUGAUUUAUUAUUUUAUUGUUAAAUUAGAACAAGAACAUCAAAUGGAUUUGCUGCACUAGUUAUUCUUUGUACUGUUGAGCAACUUGGUUUGUUUAUCUGUUGCGUUGGUUGAAGAACUCCUCCCUCUUUUUGUCUUGUAAUAUAAAGUUAGAGUGCCUUUUUAUAUUUGUAUAUUCUGAAAGUGUUCUGUGAAAUGUUUUGUAUUUUUUUCAUUUGAGUGUUACCAGAGCAAUAUAAUACCAGUGAGUUUUCAUUUCAGCCUUCCUUUGAAUGUAUAAAGUGUCUUUUUUCCUAUUUCCCCUUUUACCUGCUUUGAAAUGAAAAUGCUGAAGUUUUCACUAGGAGUUAUGUUUGAUUUCGCAGUGCUGAAAUGCUUUCUUCUUACAAAACUGUAAACCAUAGGUCAGUGUUAUAGGGGAAAAGCGUUCUAAGAUAGUGACAAUCUGAGUGUGUGUACAAAGUGUAAUCCUACGUGUUUCUUAUGCAGUGAUCUACAAACUCAAUGCAAAUACCUUUCGUUCGGUAGUUUGUCUACAGACUUUAUGCUUUAGCAUGUGCAAUAUAUCUUUGCAAAGCACGAUGAUACAAAUCUGGUGCCAGUGUUAUAUUUUGCAUAACAUAUUUGUAACAGCAUAAAAUAUUGUUUGAUGAGUUCAGUGGGAUUUUGUCUGUAAUGUUUUCUUAUGUAAAUUGGAGUUGAAUGACUCUAGUUAAUGUUAUGACUGUAAAAAUGAGGAAAAUGACUUUUAGUUCAGUGAAUGACUUUGAACCAAUCCGAAUCUCCUCAAGCACAGUUCAAUACUUUUUCAACUACUGAAUGCUAAUGAUGUAAUGAAGUGCUUAUCUGUAAUAUACUAUGGAAAUGCAUUCAGAUGGUUAUUUUUACAAAUAAAAACGGUACAAAUAUUGUUGCAA
This is a messenger RNA of Phyllostomus discolor (pale spear-nosed bat), 7502 nucleotides long. RefSeq names its product ankyrin repeat domain 44 (gene ANKRD44). The transcript is spliced from 29 exons. The record is from RefSeq and is a predicted model, not a curated record. Lineage: Eukaryota; Metazoa; Chordata; Mammalia; Chiroptera; Phyllostomidae. Bases 217 to 3480 code for a protein of 1087 amino acids. Gene Ontology annotation, cellular component: cytoplasm. Gene Ontology annotation, molecular function: protein binding.